Messenger RNA from Penicillium verhagenii, 3543 nucleotides. Its product is annotated as MIZ zinc finger domain protein. Gene Ontology annotation, molecular function: SUMO ligase activity; zinc ion binding. NCBI's taxonomy places the organism in Eukaryota, Fungi, Ascomycota, Eurotiomycetes, Eurotiales, Aspergillaceae. Gene Ontology annotation, biological process: protein sumoylation. The transcript has a single exon. The record is from RefSeq and is a predicted model, not a curated record. The coding region runs from base 1 to 3543 and encodes 1180 amino acids.
AUGAAGUCGCCCGACACUCAAAGAUCGCGUCCCACAGAUAUUGAACAAACUGAAAAGUCCAACUCCACCGCUAGUCUCUUUCUAGGUCGCAUCCAGAAAAACUGGAUGUCCAGUUCCCAAUCAACUCCUGCAGCCACUUCUCACCGUCAUGUAUCUUCCAUCGUGCCUGCCACGAAUUCCACCACGGUCCGUUCGGACCCCAAACGUCCGGAGCUUGCGCUCAUGUCCCCCGCUACACCGGGGGGAAUGCCAUCAUCAGCUCUGCCAACCCCGUUAGCAACUGCAGUGACUACUACAGUGGCUGCCACGACUGCAACACCUGCAACACCUGCAACACCUGCCGUCACGGUAGAGACUACCGCUCCCAAUAAACCCAACCUUGACCCAAACACAGCCGCGUUUCCAUCUCCAGUGUCAAAUGCCGACUCUCACCCGAGCCCCGUUAUCAGUGUUCCGGAUCCCUCGACAACGGCUAGUCCCGCGAUUUCAAAGGCUCCACCCGUCGUAAAUUCUCAAACCCACCCACGCGUCGUGACCCCAACAUCCGUCACAGAGAAGACUGUCCCUCCAUUGCCACACCAAUCCGGGAUGCGUCGAGUCUCACAAGACACCUCACGGACCACAUCUCUGGGCUCAAACCCCUCUGGAAGGACAAUAGCGCGGCCCCCUUCCGUGCCAACUGCUAAUGGGACGCGCUCGCCCAUUUCCAGGGAUCACCCCGUGGAGUGCAUCCCCGACAAGUCCACCUGGGAACAAUGGCGACAUGCCACUGAACAAAUGAGAAAAGUCUCGGCAAAAUCAGCCUGUCUAAUUGCCGAACCUCGUGUAGUACUUUUGCAACAGGCUUGCAGGCACGAAGACCUAUUUUAUUUGGUAUUGCACCAAAUCUUCUGCCGGAUCUCCCUAGAUGAUAAUGUGUUUGCCGACCUACCAAGCCUCCAUAAGGACGCUUGCAUCCGUGGCUUCCAACGCGUCUCUGAUUUACUCGAGAGUAAUAAGCUUCUCUCUAGGGAAAUGAUCAUCAUGUUUGCGAGACUCCCCGUCCCGCCAAAGCAAGGAAUGCAAUUUGGUUGGUAUAAAGACAUGGUCCAAGAGAUUGCUGCUUUCCUUCCGCUGCUGGCCUCCCACUUUAAUGAUCAAAAGUUUGAAAUGUGCGCUCAAACGGCCAAUCGACAUUUCCCACCCCUGCUGCAUGAGCUGCGGCAACUAUUCAGGAUCAAAUCGCCGGUGUUCCUGGGUGUGAUGUUCUCUUCCAUGUGUCGCCAAGUAUACGAUGAGAUUCACUAUAACUUGUUGACCCACCUGUAUCAAAAGAACGUCACGUUGGAUCAGGAAGGCAUGACAGACGAUGCCCAUUAUAAGUUAAUCGACGAAUACCGUGCCAUUCCAUUGAAAGGGGAAUCACCAAACCAGAUGGCCCGUGCCCGGGUUCUAGCCGACGCUCAGGUUGCUCAGGUUUCCCAACCAGCCGUUGCUCAAUCCAUUUCCUCCAGUCAGGCUUCAUCCGCGAGCCCAAGGAUCCACCCCAGUCAGCGACCUGUUUCGAGAUCAUCCAAUGGAUUACAAGUUUCAGCGAAUGUACCCAUCAGUCAACCUCCCGCCAGCACUCAACUCACAACCCACCAACCUCCUCCGGCUAGUCAACAACCUCCAACUCGUCAGCUUUCUUCAACCAGCCAGCAGCCCCCAAUCAAUCAACAACCUAGAGUCAAUCACCAAACUCCAGCCAGCCAACGCCCUCCAGCAGCCGCUCAACAUCCUGCCAGGCGGCCUCCCCCAAUAGUAACGGUCCCACAUGGUCAAUCUCCAUAUCAGUAUCCUUCAGAGCAUGUGCCACAGACCCCGCAGACCCAGCAAAUGCAGCAAAUACAGCAAAUGCAGCAGGCAUAUCAGUUACAGCGACUGCAGCAAGUGCAGCAAGCGCAGCUGAUGAAUAGACAUGUGAUGACAGUUCCAUCACAGCAAACCCAGCAUUGGCCAGUGAACCCUUGGGUGACGCCUCAGAUGCAAGUAUCACCAGGACAGCAAAGCCCAUUUCCCCAAAGAGCCCCUCCAUCUGGCCAAGUACCUGGGCCGUCCUGGGCAUACAUACCUUCACCUGCAUUGACUACUCCCACCCUUCUCAACUCCGCUCAGCCCAAUGGCCCUCAAUAUACUGUUUCGUCUCCAGGGGUCGCCCCCGGUGGUCAGCACCGAGAGAGUCAGGUGUCAUUGCAAAAUAACCAGGCACAUUUAAGGAAUUUUGUACACGGUUCCAAUGCACCAAGUUCACGAUCUCCUCAGAUCGCCAAUGGUUCUCCUCAUUCAUCGCCCGCCAUGACGCCCUUAUUGCCACCUCAUGGCCAUCGCAUCCCACAAAUUGUUCAGGUGAAUCCCAUGCGUUUCGGGCUACACCAAGCCGAUCUUCGUGACCCGAUGAAGAAAUGUGUCAUGAAAGGGCCAGGGGGUGAAUUGUACGACACCGAGCUGUACCACUAUGUCAAUGAUUUUGCCUUGAUCCCUACCAUCGUAGACCCCGAGGCUUACAAUUAUGUCUGGAAAUUCUCAUUGUCUGCCGAGGAUAUGACGAGGCAUCCUCGCCCAGUAGAAACACCUUCGGAGGAGGGCCAUCGGCGCAUUCUCACUUAUCAAUCUGGUUGUCAGACUUUCCGUCUGCGGUGUAUCGCACUCCCAGCUUUGGAAACAGCAAAUUCAGAGAGCCUGUGGCACACUGCACCGACCACCUGGCCCAGCGUUUUCUAUAUCCAUCUGAACGGAAAGGAAUUCACUCCGCGCCGAAAGACCCAUAACGGAAAGGACUUGCCUAUUGACAUAACGCUGGACCUGAUAGAAGGCGAGAACAAGCUGCGGGUUGACCUUCUUCUUGGACCAGAUGAAUGCAAGGACAUCCGAUAUUACUUCGGCGUCGAAAUCUUGAACGUCAAUCGGUUUGAAAUGGUUCGUAGCCUCGUACGGGCAAUCCCAGCGGAGGUUGUGCGUCAAAGAAUCCAAAGGCGUCUCAACAAGACCGUCGAAGAUGACGACUUGGCCGUCGUGAGCAGUAAUCUGACGAUCAGUCUGAUCGAUCCCUUUACUGCCCAAAUCUUCACCACGCCCGCUCGCUCGACUCUCUGUGGACACCAGGAAUGUUUCGAUCUUGAGACAUUCAUCACAACUCGAAAGUCAACCAGCGGUCCAACCCCGCUGAAUGAUAACUGGCGAUGUCCCAUUUGUAAUGCCGACGCUCGGCCCCAGCUCCUGGUCCUGGAUCGAUUCCUGGAGCAAGUCCGUGCCCAACUUAUCGCGACUAACCAGUUGGAAGGUGCCCAGUCCAUUCAAAUCAAACCCGACGGCACAUGGGCCGUGAGCUCCACCCGAGACGACGCUGCAUCUUCUUCUGAUAAACCCCAACCACCGUUAGGAAACAAGCGCAAAGCACAUGGAGACAUGACGACACCGCUAGAGAGUCUCGCUGCGCGUCGCCUCAAAGUGGAAAAGUCCGCCUCCCCUAGUGCUGCUGUCCGAAGUUCAUCAGAACGUAUAGUCAUCGAACUAGACGACUAG